CCCCUCGCGGAAGAGCCCCCAGCUCUGUUAGCUCGCGAGUUGAGGCGUGGUGGCUGGGAGGGCGCCUAUCGAACCGCCCCGGAUUCUGCCCGCGGAGCGACGUGCGGCUUCGCGCCCAGGUGGGACUUGGCUUGGUGGCCAUGGGCAAGCAGAACAGCAAGCUGCGGCCGGAGAUGCUUCAGGACCUGCGGGAGAACACGGAGUUCUCGGAGCUGGAGCUGCAGGAGUGGUACAAGGGCUUCCUCAAGGACUGCCCCACAGGCAUCCUCAACGUGGAUGAGUUCAAGAAGAUCUACGCCAACUUCUUCCCCUACGGCGAUGCCUCCAAAUUUGCCGAGCAUGUCUUCCGCACCUUUGACACCAACAGCGAUGGCACCAUUGACUUCCGGGAGUUCAUCAUUGCGCUGAGCGUGACCUCACGUGGCCGCCUGGAGCAGAAGCUCAUGUGGGCCUUCAGCAUGUAUGACCUGGAUGGCAACGGCUACAUCAGCCGCGAGGAGAUGCUCGAGAUUGUGCAGGCCAUUUACAAGAUGGUUUCGUCCGUGAUGAAGAUGCCGGAGGACGAGUCGACCCCAGAAAAGAGGACCGAGAAAAUCUUCCGCCAAAUGGACACAAACAACGACGGCAAGCUGUCCCUGGAGGAGUUCAUCCGCGGGGCCAAAAGCGACCCGUCCAUCGUGCGUCUGCUGCAGUGCGACCCCAGCAGCGCCUCCCAGUUCUGAGCGAGAGGACCCAGGUUCCCCCUCCUCCCUGCCUUCACUGGCCCUCUCCCGGCUCUCGGCUUCCUCUCCUUGUGUCUAUCCAGGCUGGGGGUCAGGCUGGGCACCCAUCCACCCCAGGGCCUGCACUCUGGGGUCUCUGGAGAAGGCAACCCUGCAGCAAGCAAGCGGUUAGCACCCUCAGUCCAAAAGGCAGCACCUCCCUUAGGCAAGGAUGAGACGCAGGCUCUGGCUGGGUCUGCCCCCUCCCCCCUUACCCAGACGGAACUUCAGCCGUUUUCCCCCGCCCCCCACCCGCCCCCCGACUCACAC
Molecule: messenger RNA, 1031 nt
Organism: Hyaena hyaena (striped hyena)
Lineage: Eukaryota; Metazoa; Chordata; Mammalia; Carnivora; Hyaenidae
Gene: HPCA
Product: hippocalcin
Exons: 4
Coding region: 141-722 (193 amino acids)
Molecular function (GO): calcium ion binding
Source: RefSeq, a predicted model, not a curated record